AGCUCGUUAAGCAAACGCUUAUUUUAUGCCGUCCAAAACCUUUGAACCAUUUGAAUUUAUUGCUCAUCAUUUGUAUAUAAAAUCCUACUAUUACCAAGGAGACAUUUGACUGACUACUUCUAUUCAGCAAGGUUCAAAGUUUGAGGUUUGAUGACAUUCGCUUCCAAUAACUACGGCAAAUAUUUUAAAUAUUUUCGUCACAAGGGGGCAUGGGGAAGAAAAUAAAAACAGGGAAAGCGAGGAAGGAUAAGUUUUAUUUUCUUGCAAAGGAAACUGGAUUCCGAUCUAGAGCAGCGUUUAAGUUGAUCCAGUUAAAUCGUCGCUUCAAGUUUCUAAAUUCCUCCAAAGUUCUAAUAGAUUUAUGUGCUGCUCCUGGAGGCUGGUUGCAAGUUGCAGCCAAGGAAAUGCCAAUGACCAGCCACAUUUUAGGAGUAGACUUGGUGCCUAUUCACCCUAUUCCAAAAGUCAAGACAUUUGUUGCCGAUAUAACGACUGAUAAAUGCAAGCAGAUUCUGCGAAACGAGUUAAACGAUUUAAAGGCUGAUGUCGUCUUACACGAUGGUGCUCCGAAUGUGGGGGCUGCCUGGUCAAUCGAUGAAUAUGGCCAAGCUGUACUUUCGCUCAAUUCAUUUGCGAUUGCAACUGAGUUCUUACGCAGAGGUGGCUGGUUUGUCACCAAGGUUUUUAGGAGUCGAGAUUAUGAACCGCUUAAGUGGGUUCUAUCUCAGUUUUUCCGUACUGUACGUGCUAUUAAACCUGAAGCCUCUCGACUCGAAUCUGCAGAAAUCUUUCUUGUUGGACAGAAUUAUAUCGCUCCUGCACGUAUCGAUCCCAAGUUCUUGGAUGCACGACAUGUGUUUGGGGAGGUUGAUGCACCAAAAGAUCGCGCUGCGUUGGUUUCCACAUUUUUGAAGGAAAGCCGCAAAAAGAAGGCUGAAGGUUAUGAUGAAGGAGACACAUUGUAUCAUGAGCUCCCACUUUCUAAAUUUUUGGAGUCAAGUGAUCCUCUGGAGGCUCUUGCGAAAACUAACAAGGUUAUUUUUGAUGUUCCGGAAAUUGCAUGCCACCCAUUAACUACUGCUUUGAUCAAGGAAGACUUUAAUGAUAUUCAAGUCCUUGGGAAGAGCGAUAUUAAAAAUCUUCUCAAAUGGAGGAUGAAAAUUCUCAGUAUCUUUAAAGCUGAAUCAAAAGAGUCCAAAGACAGUAUUGAAGAAUCUACUCUUCCUAAAAGGGGUACUGAUGAAGAUGAAGAGGAUUUGGAAGUCGAGACACAAGUUCAAAGGUUGUUGGACGAGGAAGAAAAACUAAAGAAAAAAAAAAUGAAAAAGGUUAGGAAAGAGAAACGAAAACUUGCAGAACGCUAUGUACUAAAAAUGUCGCACGAAUCUGACUAUAUUGAACAAAAUGAUGACGAGUUGUUUUCCUUAGCUGCUGUAAAGGAUUUAGUUGGUUUAGAAGAGUCUAACAAAUUGUCAGGGGACACCAGUAACACUGGUGUAGAUGAUUUAGCACGUGAACAAAUCGAUGCUGCUUUGAAAGCCAAACGUAAACGUUUAGCUGAUGAAUGGUGUUCAGCAGUAGAAGGGAAAAAACGUGUUCACUUUGAGAGGCGUUCUGGCAAUCAAUCUGAUGAACAUUUGUCUGACAGUGAACUGUUUGGUGAAAUUUAUGCCCAUAACCAACGUGAUGAUUUGUAUCUGAGUUCUGACGAAAGCAGUGAAGGUGAGUCGGGUAAAGAAAAUGGUGAAAAUCGAAAAUCAACCUUAAGUUCAGAAGAAGAAUCUUCAGAAAUCGAUGAGGAUUCAAAUAGUAUCAGUUUAUCGAAUUCACCUUUAAAAUCCUAUUCGAAUGACAGGAGGGUUAAAUCCAAACGAAAAAUGAUCCUACCACCUGGAUUAGCAUUAUCUACUUCUGAACAAGGUAGAAGGAACCCUUUGCUCGUAGAUUUGGACGAUUCUGAAGAAAUUGUCAAGAAAAAAAGCAAAAUAGAUUCAUGGUUUGGUUCGGAUGAAAUUCAAGAAAUACUUGCUCCAUUGGAAGAAGAAGAGAAUAUUUCGACGGUCAUUUCAACUAAAAAGUCUAAGUCUGAGUAUUCAUCAUAUACUGUGAUAAAGAAAAAGAAACGCGAAAAGAAAACGGUUAAUGAUGAAACUAUCGGUUCACAAGAUAAAUGUGUGUCACCAUCUUCAGAAAUUUCGAUACCUAAAGUUUCAUCUGAAAAACUUGAGAAACCAUUACGCCGUAUACGACGUCUCAAUCGUCCAUUAACUGCAGAAGAGCGUGCCAUAGCCACUCGUCUUAUUCAGUCUGCAAAAUCUAGACGCGAACUACUUGAAUCAGGAUAUAAUCGUUAUCAAUUCUUUGAAAAGUCCUCUGAUUUGCCCGAUUGGUUUAUUGAAGAUGAAAAGAAACAUAUGAGAAAACCCAUAAUGGUUAAAAAAGAGGAAAUCCCGGUCGAUGUACCUACGAUGGGACGUUCCCUUUCAAAAGCGGAACAAGCCAAAGCACGUAAAAAAGCUCGUCUAGCCAAACGUUUAAAACGAAUUCGUCAGAAGGCAGAAGGUAUAUCUGAUGAAAUACCAGAAACUGAAAAGUGGCAACAAAUAAAACAACUUUAUAAGAAAGCUGGCCUGUUGAAAAAGAAGCGUCGCCCUCUUCAUGUAAUUGUAAAUACAAAAGCUGGUUCGCGUAGCGGGGGAACUAAACCUCAAAAAGGGGCUAAAGUCAAAAUUGUAGAUAAAAGAAUGAAAGCAGAUUUACGUGGACAGCAAAAAGCUAAGGAUGGAAAAAAGCAUGGAAAGCGUAAGAAUAAAGUUGGGCGUCCUGGAAGGCCAAAAAGUCGAGGAUUCGGGAAGAGACGUUAACCGUUCUGUUCCGUUUAUUGAGAUCUGUAUAUAGAAAUCAUUUGAUUAUAUUGAUUUUUGUAAAAUAUGCUUAUUCUUCUUUCUCAUCUACUUGCUGAGUACAAUAUACAGUCAUUUAGUAUGCAGAUAACUUUCUUAACUAUUACAAUAUUUUCCAUGUAGGUAACUAAUUCAAAAAUGAAGAAUAUUUGAGCAAACGAUUGUUCUCAAUAAUUUCAUCAUCAGGCUUUACAGUUAUAUGUCCAUAAUUAUGAUAUUUUGCAAAAACCAAAAUAAGACAUGUAUUUAUGAAUUUGACAAUGUUAUAUGUUAAAAAUGGUGAACGUUUGCAUCUGUUACGACAUAUAUACUUCGAAAUUGUGUUAUUUGUAUAUUAGCAAGGUCAUUUAAUAAAGGUCAGAAUGAGUUGAAGUGUCAAGUCAUAAUAAUAAUAUUCAGUUUAGGUAUCCGGUGAUCCAGUAGUAGGCCACGGUAAACAUAAAGACUGUUUGUAUCUUUUCUGGUUACAUAAGUUCGGUUCUAUGGAGUUGAUCCAGAUGGCUUCAGCUAUGUAGAGUAGCCGUAAUCUGGCUGCUUGAUGUAGAUCCUUCGGAAUUUGAUAUGAAACCGAAAAAGCUCCCUCUAUUUUGAUGUGAUGUUCACUAUCUACCAAAUGAGAAAGAAUAGUACUGUUGAUCUAUUUAGUAACUCAUUUUCCUAACCGUUCUGGCACAUGUUCAUGAACACGCAAGGAUAAAGCCUUCUGAGUACGGCCAAUGUAACUAGCUCCAUAGGAGCAGUCGAAUUGGUAUACACACAUGGAGGAGCCCAUCAUCGUUAACCUGUCCUUGAUUUAUUGUGUAAGUACUGGUUUAGUUGAGAAAGUUAUAUUUAACCAUUUUUAACAUAUUGUCAAAUUCAUUAAUACAUACUUUAUUUUGGCCUUUGUAAAAUAUCAUGAUAAUUGUAAACUUGUAACUAAUUCAGUCCAAAAUUGUUAGUGUAAAGUACGCACGACGAGACUCCUGCUUAUAUGAGGGUUUAAUAUACAGGGAUUUGUUUCUUAGGUGUUCAAUCACCCACAAUCAAUUAGAUUACGAUUAUAAGACCGAAUCAACAGGAUUCUCUCAGCACAGUAUUUUUGUGAUAAAACGAGGGAAUUUUAAUUGCUUUGACAAAAAAUGUACGGAGUUCCGAGGGUGAUUAAUUCACGUUUAGUUGUUUUUUAAGCUCUAGAACAGCCUGGUCGCAUUUGAACAUGAUACAUUACCAUAAUUACGGGAUUGAUUAAUAGUAAUUUUCUCGAUAAAAUAUGUAAAUUUCUUAUCAAUGAUUGUAUAUAUUACCUAAAAUGAGUGCUUUGAAAAGCUUUUCAUAACUGAUUAUCUAACUCGGAAGUUUCAUGUUGAAUGCAAGAAAUGGGAAGUCAGACUUUCAUAUGAUUGUUGGAAUUGAUGAUAUGCUUCAACCAUUUUUAAUGGAACAUCUUUUCCAAUUGUAUUUCUUUAGUAGGUGUUAAGAGUAUGAUCCUAUUACCUUUAUAAUUUUCUUGUAAAUGGUAAAUUCAUGCCGAAACAUUUAUUGCAAAUCUUACCACAGUGACUACACUUCAUAGUCAAUCUCAUUAUUUUGUUUAUCUGCUUUGCAAGUAAGGAAAUUAUAUAUUUCUAACUUGAGUUACGGAUCUACUCGACACUAAUCGCCCUCGCCUCCCGCAGUUGAAUAGUUCAGUAGAAAUCUAUGGAGGAAACAUGUAUUUUAAAUAAAGUGUAGAUUAUGUUUAUGAUUUUUAUUGUUAAUUGUUUACCUUAAUUUCCACAUCGACGUGAAAGGGCUUGUCAAGCCUAUGGCUUAAAUGACUUAAUAUUUAUUCAAA
Molecule: messenger RNA, 4719 nt
Organism: Schistosoma haematobium
Lineage: Eukaryota; Metazoa; Platyhelminthes; Trematoda; Strigeidida; Schistosomatidae
Gene: FTSJ3
Product: pre-rRNA processing protein ftsj3
Exons: 15
Coding region: 210-2864 (884 amino acids)
Biological process (GO): maturation of 5.8S rRNA from tricistronic rRNA transcript (SSU-rRNA, 5.8S rRNA, LSU-rRNA); maturation of LSU-rRNA from tricistronic rRNA transcript (SSU-rRNA, 5.8S rRNA, LSU-rRNA); rRNA methylation
Cellular component (GO): nucleus; nucleolus; preribosome, large subunit precursor
Molecular function (GO): rRNA (guanine) methyltransferase activity; rRNA (uridine-2'-O-ribose)-methyltransferase activity
Source: RefSeq, a predicted model, not a curated record